AUGUCUACGACAACUUACGCCUUACUUGAAAGUCAUUGUCCAGACUUAAAAUUGUUAUCGCGUGGUAAAGUACGCGAUUUGUAUCUCAUUGAUGAGGAAACGCUGUUGUUUGUCGCGACGGAUAGGAUAAGCGCGUUUGAUGUUAUCAUGAAAAAUGGGAUCCCAAGUAAAGGAAAAUUAUUAACACAACUGAGUGUAUUCUGGUUUGAAAAACUUUACGAAAUACUGCCAAAUCACUUGAUCACUGCGGAUUUCGAGAAAAUGCCCGCUGAAGUGCAAAAAUAUCGAUCGCAAUUGGAGCAUCGAUGUUUAUUAGUUCGAAAAUUCAAAGUUCUUCCUAUUGAGUCUAUUAUACGUGGCUAUAUUACCGGAUCCGCGUGGUCGGAGUAUAAGAAAAAAGGUAGCAUUUGUGAUAUACCGUUACCGGAUGGACUGUUAGAAAGUCAAAAAUUACCCGAGACGUUGUUCACACCUAGCACUAAAGCAGAGAUUGGUCAACAUGAUGAAAAUAUUCACCCGAGUAAAAUUGUAGGAUUAGUGGGUGAAAUAUAUGCAAAAGAAAUCGAAGAAGCAUCCUUGAAACUAUAUAAUAAGGCAAAAGAAUAUGCAUUGACUAAAGGAAUAAUCAUCGCAGACACAAAAUUCGAGUUUGGUACCGAUUCAAAUGGAAAGUUGUAUUUGGUUGAUGAAGUCUUGACGCCAGACUCUUCAAGAUUUUGGUUAUUAGAAGAUUUCAAGGUCGGACAAAACCAGCAAAGCUUCGACAAACAAUACGUGCGUAAUUAUCUACUUAGCAUUGACUAUGACAGGCAGACAAGUAUUGAACUACCAAGUGAUGUUGUUUUAAAAACGAUGGAAAAAAACGAGUCAAGAUUUUCUUACAAUGAACCUACUCACUACAGCGAAAAAGAGUCAAAGCCUUCUCGUUAUUGGUCAAAAGACGAAUAUCAAAUUGCUAAACCUGCCGCUUAUUACAACGAGAAAGAGUCAAAGCCUUCUCGUUAUUGGUCAAAAGACGAAUAUCAAACUACUACUAAACCUGCUGCUUAUUGCAACGAACAAGAGUCAAAGUCUUCUCAUUACUGGCCAAGAGACGAGUAUCACAUAACUACUACCAAACCUGCAAUUCCUGCUACUGCUUAUUACAACGAAAAAGAGUCAAAGUUCUCCCGUUACUGGUCAAAAGAAGAGUACCACUUAACUACUGUUAAACCUAACACCAAUGACAAGAAUAACAGAAUAAAACGUGGUCCUCCGCAAAAAUAUUCUAAUUUUGAAAAUAGACAUAAAAGAAAUCCCGAUAUUUAUCCAAGUGCAGAAGAAAUACAGGAAAGAAUGCGAAAUCCCGAACUUUACCCUUCUGAAGAAGAAAUUCUGGAAAGAAUGGAAAGAAAACGAAAGUCGCAAUUGCAUCGAACGAAUUCAAGAGCCUACGAACCUCCUGGCUCGGAGAACUAUUCAACAAGCAUCGAUGAAACGACGCGAUCUAGAAGUUUCACGAGAAACAAAAAUUCAUUCGACCACGUUUCAGAACAAGAAAAUUGGAAAUAUGAUGAUCAAUUACGUCGUGUUGCAAGGAAAGACGUUGCAAGAAAAGAUGACUUUGAAGUUUCAAACUCCAAUCCACAUUUAGAAAAGGUUGAAUGGACUGAAAUGUUUCCGGCGAUUCAGCGAUAUGAGAAUUCGCAACUUGAUUCUGAUAAUUAUUCGUCAACUUCAACAUCUUCAACGGGACGACGUAAUUAUGAACAACGGGUUCCAUCAUAUUCGCAACCACGUUUGACAAAAGUUGAAUGGGAAGAUUCUAAAAGCUCCCUUACUAGAGUUAAUCGACGUCAUGAUUUUGGCUUGCUAAGAGACUCGAAUCGAUACAUGGACGAAGAAGAUAUAAAGAAUGAAUUGGACUAUUUAUAUACUCAAUUAAAAAAAGAGGAGCGAACUGAAAUGCAAGAAGAUUAUUUAAGGAAUUUGAAACCACUACUUGAAGAGGAACGAGCUGAUAUGCCAGAAGAUUAUUUAAAACAUUUGAAACCGCGCGUUAAUGACAUUGAUCGUGAUAUCUUUCCUUUAUCCGCUAACUUGAAAAUAUCUAUUUAUACAAGACAAGCAAACACCGAAAAUGAUCCUGCAUUAAUGUAUGAAGUAUUUUUACAAAUCAAAUCAAAAGAGAAUGAAAAAACGUCAUCAAAAAUAUUAAAUGAGGAUAAGGAACAAGAGGGUACGAAUGAACCGUUCAAUGAACACGAAGAACAGCAAGAAAAAGCAAUUGAAGUGUCAAAUAAUAAUAACAAUCAAGAGCCACCGAAAAUCGAUCUAAAAGAAGAGGAACCCAUGAAAAAAAUCUCACUAUUUUAUAAUGCAAAUGAGAAAGAAAUUGAAUUCGAAUAUAUGGAAGAGGAGCAGGAGAAAUCAUUUGUCCGACAAAACUAUCAUUACCAAGGGCCCCCAUUACCUGAACUAGCCAUCGAAGACGAUAAAAUGAAUAUUACAUUUAAUGUGAUGAUUGGAUGUUUGGCACGUAAUAGAUGGCUUGACGAAGCAAUCGAAGUGUUCAAUUUUUCCCUUGAAUAUUAUAAUCUGCAAAUUGAACAAAAAACAGUUUAUGUGCUCAUAGAUCAUCUUCUUAAUCAUCAGUUUGCAAUCAUGCGACAGGAAGCACUACAUAAUCAGAAAGGUGAGGAUCCACAAUAUGCAAUGCGAGAAAAGGAAAAACCCAGUAAAAAUGUAUUUAAGCGUAUUCUUACGGUGUGGAAUAAAAUACGUAAAAGCGGGGUCGAGCCUGAUGCAUCGAGUUAUGGACGCAUGCUGUUUGGCAUUGCUUGGAAGGAUCCUUUUCAUGCCAAAUAUAUUCUAUUGAAUAUGAUAGCGGCUGGCCACAAACCGAUACAAAGAGAUCUCGAUAGAGUUAUUAAUAAUCUUAUAGGCUCGGGAUCUCUCCAAGAUUAUAAAGACGUCUUAGAAGCAGUAAAGAGUGUCAAUAUGAUUCCUUCUGCGAAUGUUUUAGGGAAUCUAGUUCACGAAUCGAAUAGAUUUAAAAAACUUGAAUUUCUCAACUUGUUUUAUAAGGAAAUGGUGAAAUCGGAAUCUUAUCCAAUUGAUCCUGCUUCUCAAAGUUAUCUUGAUCUUAUCAACGAAUCAAUCGCCAAGGAUCAAAUUCAUCAGGCGCUAAAUUUAUAUAAUAUAAUGAGGAGUGAAGGUUUAUGUCCCCACCCCGUUGUUACUCUUACUGUGUUCGAAGGUUUAUACACCAAGAAAAGCAUGCUUGUAGCUGCGAGAGAACUUGCUGAAACGUUCCCACUAAGCAAUAUGCCUAAAUUGCCAGAAAUAUUACAUUACAUCGUAGCAGGAUUUGUCUGGCAUAGUAAAAGAUAUGUAGCCUAUCGAAUAACUAAAUUAUUUCUACAACAAAAGAUAAUGCCCUUAAGAUACACAAUAGACGUGAUAGGAAAUGCAUAUCUAGACCGAAAUAUGCCAUAUCGCGCUGAACCCUACUUUGCAUCAUUACUCCGUGCUAAAAAUCAAGAGCCACAUGCAGAACAAGUUGGUAGACUCAUGACUAGUUUAUUUCAUCGCAAAGAUUAUAUACGCGUAACUCGUUGGCUCCCAAGAUUGGAAGCAAUUCCGGGCGUAAGAGAAAAUACUGUUUCAAUGUUGGCCCUUUUGCUAGGAUAUACGUUAGUUGGAACAAGUGAGGAAAUUGUGAAAGCGUGGAACGACUUAUCAUAUUUGCCGUGUCAAAAUAAGAAAUUAAGAGUAGCUGUCGUCGCUAUUUGUAAUGGGCUUUCUCGACUCGAUGAUUUAAAUGUGCUUAAAAAGCAGUGGGCUAUCUUUAUGAAAUCCCAAACACUUCGAUUAGACGAACAACAGUAUAGGCAUUAUAUUUCCAUUUUGUGUAGUGAAUUUAACGAUCCGGAUGAAGCGAUGCGAGUAUUGGUGGAACAUAUGUCAGAAAAGAAUGUCCCCCCAGAAGAAGAAACUAUUCAAGUUAUUGCGAUAAACUUGAAACGCGAUGGACGAUCUCAUAGAGAGAUUUUGGAAAUAAUGGAACCUGUGAGAGAGAUGUGGCCUUUCGAGUAUAAUAAGUGGCUAGAUUGGCAAAUAACUCAUCUAGACAAACUAUAA
Messenger RNA from Ambispora gerdemannii, 4122 nucleotides. The record is from the annotation of a GenBank genome assembly. Lineage: Eukaryota; Fungi; Glomeromycota; Glomeromycetes; Archaeosporales; Ambisporaceae.